AUGGCAGCCCGUCCUAGCGCCGACCAAGCGCUUUCUACUCCUAUACAUCAGGUCUCUUUCCUGGAGAAGCUGGACAUAUUCCCGGGACUACUGUCACUGAUCGGGACAGCGCUAUAUACGGCGGCCACCGCCCCAUUCCGUGGCGAGUCAGGAGCUCAUACCUAUGGGCAGCAUAUCUCCUUCACCCUCGUGCGAACGAUGGUGAAAAGGUUCAGCACGCUUCAAUUGCAGUAUCUAGGCGCGCCGUUUUCAAAAAUUUAUGAAAAGUGGUGUCAAGGCGUUCACGUCCAGCCAGAGUUUGUGACUUUGAAAUCUGGAUGCAAAGCGUUCUGGGUGGGUGAUCCGAAGACGGCCAAAUACGUCUGUGUGUAUUUCCACGGAGGCGGCUUCUCGCUCGAUGGUGACGAUACCCAUCUCCAAUUCUGGGGCAGCGUUCAGAACGACCUCAAGGGCGACGACAUCUCAAUUGCGUUCUUGUUCCUCGAGUACUCGCUCGUGCCACACGCCACCUUUCCAAAGCCAAUCUACGAAGCCGUCGAAGCCGUCAAAUACGUCUUGGAAGACUUGAAUCGCCCGGCGUCGCAGGUUCUCCUUGCGGGCGAUUCCGCCGGUGCCAACAUGUGCCUCGGGGUGCUAUCACAAAUCAUGCACCCCUCCUCUGAAUUCCCGGAUCUCAACCUGGCCGAUGGUGAGAAACUCAAGGGUAUUGUGGCAGUGGCACCGUGGGUCAGCUUCAAUCUUGACUGGGACAGCGAGAGGAGGAACCGCCACAAGGACAUUGUCAGCCAAUACGCUGGUCGAAAGUGGUCCGAGGACUACCUGGCAGGGAAACCGUCAACGCCCUUUGCUGAGCCGCUCAAUGCUCCGACAGAGUGGUGGAAAGACGCCAAGGUUGAGAACCUCCUGGUGGUGUGUGGUGGGAACGAGAUCCUGGUCGACUCGAUUGCUCAAUGGGUGGAGAAGUACAAGUCCGUCAACCCGGACUCUAUAACCCAUGUGGUCGGUGCGAACGAGGCACACAUUGCUCCCAUCAUCCACUUGCGAUUCGGCGACACGGCCGAGACGGAGCAAGGAAAGGCCAUCAAAUCGUGGCUCAAGUCAAAACUGUGA
Molecule: messenger RNA, 1110 nt
Organism: Fonsecaea nubica
Lineage: Eukaryota; Fungi; Ascomycota; Eurotiomycetes; Chaetothyriales; Herpotrichiellaceae
Exons: 6
Coding region: 1-1110 (369 amino acids)
Molecular function (GO): hydrolase activity
Source: RefSeq, a predicted model, not a curated record